UCACAGAACUAAACAAUUUAGCAGGGCGCUAUGAUUUGUGCGAAGUUGCGAUGUGGGGAGCUAGAGACACAAGCCCAAGUCUUCCUUUUUUGGCUAGAUGACGUUCACCAAAGCUAUUAUACGGUGCAGGUGAUCCUCCCUUUUCACCAUUUUAUCUAUGUAGUGUUGAAUCAUUUCGACCUGGUGCUUUUUAAUUUUUUUGCAGGUCGUGUCCUUGACUCAUCCAACCUUUGAACCCUUACACGACCUGUAAAAUUGUAGACAGUGGCAAGGUGGGCGGUGCUAUGUUCUGAGGAGCCGGGGCGUCCCGCCUCUACCUGUGACCCAAGACACAGCAAUGCAGGCCUCAGCUCAUCCAAAUUUUAAUUCUAGUUUUGCACCUUGUUUUACCGAGCAUGUUAACACAUUACCUACUUUGAUGAUAAAAAAACGGCUGCGUUUCGAGCUGUACGUCGUGAAUCUUACAUAUAAUUUGAACACCGAUGAGUAAGACGAGGAAAUCAUGGCUGUAAACAGCCACCAUUUUUUACCCUCUCAACUUUCUUCUUUCAUCCCCACUUGUACACUUUUAGCUCCAAAGUCCUCAAAGGCUCUUAUCACUUGCUCAGCCAAACCACUAUCGUCUCACAUGGAUUCACGCAGAAAGUUUCUGGAGUUCCCUCACGUUUCUUCCCCGAUCAGGACUCUCAUGAUUGAUCUCGUAUCGACGGUCGAAUGUCGCCUCGACUCGCAGCUGCUUCCUUGCACUCUACCACCUGAUGUACAGUAUUACGAGAACCAGAGUGGCAACGCUCAAGCCUCUCUGCAAAUCAGAUCAGGCCACAACUCCUCCUCAAUUGAUUUCAUUCUGGGAAGUUGGAUACACUGUGAGUUACCAACAGGAGCAUUGAAUAUAACAAGCCUUUCAGCCUAUCUGAACUCUUCUACAGAUGCACCAAAUUUCUUAAUUGAGCUUAUACAGAGUAGCUCUACAUCUUUAAUCCUCAUCCUUGAUUUGCCUCCUCGAAAGGAUCUUGUCCUAGAUCCAGACUACCUUCACACUUUCUAUGAAAGCACAAAACUGGACACUUACAGACAAAUGCUUGAGAAAGUCCCUGAGGUUACACCAUACUUCUCGCCAACCCUCUACAUACGUUGCACUGUCUCUCCGACAGCAAUUAUGGUACGAAUAGAAACAGAGUCAGGAGAGUCAGCACGAAUUGAGGAGAUUGUAACAAGUUAUGUAGAUCCUAUUGCAAAGGAACUGCUAGGAAUAUGGUUGAAUCGGUGUGCUUUUGCUGAAAGAAAAGUUGGGGUGACAGAAAGAGCUUAUUUGGAAAAGAGGGAUAGUGUAAAUGGGAGCAAGACCAUUGAGAUUGAUCUAGCUUCAAGUUUCCCUAGAUUAUUUGGGCAAGAAGUAGCAGAUCGGGUAAUCCAAGAAAUUCGGAAGGUUUAUACAACCACAUGAGGUGCUGAGGUAUGGAUAGUCAGGGGAAAAUAUUUGGUUACUGUAAAUUAUUUACCUUAACUUUGGAGUAAUAUAUAUUAUUAUUCUCCCCUUUUUACAU
Molecule: messenger RNA, 1547 nt
Organism: Mangifera indica (mango)
Lineage: Eukaryota; Viridiplantae; Streptophyta; Magnoliopsida; Sapindales; Anacardiaceae
Product: red chlorophyll catabolite reductase, chloroplastic-like
Exons: 3
Coding region: 503-1447 (314 amino acids)
Biological process (GO): chlorophyll catabolic process
Cellular component (GO): chloroplast
Molecular function (GO): red chlorophyll catabolite reductase activity
Source: RefSeq, a predicted model, not a curated record